UCAACUUCUCCUGCAUUACUAACUUGCACCAAGACUCCAGAGGAUGAGGAUGUCCCUGGCAUAACCCCCCUCCUGCCUAUCCUUCUGUUGCCUGCACAGCGCCCGGCUCCUCCUGCAUUACUGACUUGCACCAAGACUCCAGAGGAUGAGGAUGUCUUUGGUGUAGCCUUCUUCCCCAGCCUUCUGUUGACAGCAUCGUUCCCUACUCCUCCUGCACCGCUCACCUGCACCGCGACUCCAGAGGAUGCUGCUAGCGACACAGCAGAUGCCUUCCCCGGGUCUGAGCAGAUCUUCCCGCCUGAGUACCGACGACCCGGAGACUUGCAGAGGGAGCAAUGACUUCUAAGCACCAGUCUGAUUGGAUCCCCUACAGUGUCCUGGAUGAUGAGAGUAGUAGUCUUCGGCAGCAGAAACUUGACAGACAGCGCGCACUUUUAGAGCAGAAGCAGAAGAAGAAGCGUCAGGAGCCCCUCAUGGUCCAGUCCAAUGUGGACGGUCGGGCGCGAACCCGCAGGAUGAAGCAGUCGGAGGAGCAGGCGCCCCUGGUGGAGUCUUAUCACAGCAGCAACAGCAGCACCAUAUACCACGGUGAGCCUAUAGGGGGCGCCGCGCAGGGGUGGGGGGGGCUGAAUGCAAGA
Molecule: messenger RNA, 638 nt
Organism: Rana temporaria (common frog)
Lineage: Eukaryota; Metazoa; Chordata; Amphibia; Anura; Ranidae
Product: tubby protein-like
Exons: 3
Source: RefSeq, a predicted model, not a curated record